Molecule: messenger RNA, 957 nt
Organism: Vigna unguiculata (cowpea)
Lineage: Eukaryota; Viridiplantae; Streptophyta; Magnoliopsida; Fabales; Fabaceae
Product: thylakoid lumen 15.0 kDa protein
Source: RefSeq, a predicted model, not a curated record
AUAACAACUGUCAAACAACAAGGGCGUUUCCAGAGAAGGAAGACCAUGGCGCAUUCUCAUUAUCUUCUUCAUAUUCCUUCGCUACCAUCUUUAUCUGCAUCUCUCACUUCCCAAACUCCUUCGCUUCCCGUUCGGCGAUUACAUCCCAAGACGCACUCGUAUCAUGCCCCUUCACACGCCACUUUAAGCUCUUUCAAACCUCUUCAUUUUGCUCUCUCUGGAGCCCUCUCACUUGGGUUAUUAUUCGGAGGAAUUAGAGUGGCCGAGGCUGCAAAAGUAGGUGUGAACAAGCCGGAGUUGCUCCCCAAGGAGUUUAGCACUGUCAUUGAUGUUGCCGGGUUCCUCUCUGAUGGACAGGAGAAAAGACUAGCAGCAGAGAUUGCUGCUCUUGAAGCAGAUACCGGAUUCAAGUUAAGGGUUUUGGCCCAGAACUAUCCUGAUACGCCAGGUUUGGCUGUCAAAGAUUUCUGGCAGGUAGAUGACAGAACAGUUGUCUUUGUUGCGGAUCCCACAUUUGGUAAUAUAUUGAAUUUCAACGUUGGUGCUUCAGUUGAUUUGGACAUCCCACGUAGUUUUUGGAGUCGCUUGGCUGGGAAAUAUGGAAACAUUUUCUAUUGGAAAGAAAAGGGGGAAGAUGCUUCUAUUGAAGCAGCAGUAACGGCAAUUUCUAAUUGCCUAAGAGAACCAGUUGGGCCUAAUAAUUGUUCUGAGGUGAAUUAAUUUGCUGAUUAAUAUCAUUUUGUCCUGUGUUAGGUGUACUGUAUAGAAAGAUUAAGAUCAUAUAUACUUCAUGUUUUAAGUAUAUUAUUCUGUGUUGUGUUUUAAGUAUCGUAUGUACUUAAUUCAUUGUUAAUACAUAUGGAGUCAUAAAAUGUAUUUUAUUGUAUAAAAUAGGAGAGGAUGAGAUUGUACCAUCAGCAUGUUUUCUGACCUUAUAAAUUUGUUUUUAUGAGAUCA